Molecule: messenger RNA, 1540 nt
Organism: Impatiens glandulifera
Lineage: Eukaryota; Viridiplantae; Streptophyta; Magnoliopsida; Ericales; Balsaminaceae
Product: GATA transcription factor 5-like
Exons: 3
Coding region: 85-1239 (384 amino acids)
Biological process (GO): regulation of DNA-templated transcription
Molecular function (GO): zinc ion binding; sequence-specific DNA binding
Source: RefSeq, a predicted model, not a curated record
AAGUUUAGAUAGAUAGAUAAACAGAGCAUAAGGCAAAGACAACGCCUUUUAACUCUUUCUCUCUCUUUAUCCAUCUCUCAUUCAAUGCUUUACCGGACUCACCAUUCUUUUUCUUUCUCCCACCUUCUUUCUCCUUCUUCUCCUCGCCGUUUGCUUUCUCCGCCUGCGCCUCCUCCGCCUCCGUUUGCUCUUCAGGUUGAAAUGGAACGAGGUGAAGGGGUUUUGAAACAUGGUUUAAGCAGGCCGGAGAUGGGGAUGAAGAAGCCAAACCAACAACCCAUUAGUGAUGACUUUUGGGGUUUGAACUCUCAAAAUGGGAUUUCUGGUGGUGAUGAUUUCUUUGUUGAUGACCUUCUAGACUUUUCUAAAGAUGGGAUAAUCGAAGAGGAAAAAGAAGAAGAAGCAGCAGAAGAAAAGCAAGUGAUUGAACCUGAAAAGCCACCUGCUUUAGCAGACCAACCCUUUUCCAGAAGCAAUUUGACAGUUCUUGACCACUUACGUUCAGUUUCUUGUGAAGAAUUUAAUGUUCCGGCAGGGGAUUUGGAGGACUUGGAAUGGCUUUCACAUUUCGUUGAUGAUUCUUUCUCUGGGUACCCUCUAACUUACCCAGCCGGAAAAUUGCCGGAUGAGAAUCCGGCAACGGACAGAACCCAAUCAGCCGCUGUCGAAGAGAAGCCAUGUUUUACGUCUCCUGUUCAAACAAAGGCCAGGAGCAAACGAGCCAGAACCGGCGGAAGGGUUUGGUCAAUUGGGUCAGGUUCAUUGACGGAGUCUUCAACAAACUCUUCAACAUCGUCUUCAUCCACCUAUUCAUCACCAAAUUCCAACCCAUGUUUAAUCUACGUUGUACCCAGUCACAGCCAGACAGCAGAGUCUCUUAUGGGCCAUCCUCAGACCAAGAAACAGAGAAAGAAGAAACCCGAAAACACUGUUGUUGCCGGCUUUGCCGGCAACAGCAUCGGAGGAUGUGGGUCUCAGCCAGUGAGGAGAUGUAGCCAUUGUCUGGUUCAGAAAACCCCUCAAUGGAGAGCCGGUCCUUUAGGAGCAAAAACACUAUGUAAUGCGUGUGGGGUCCGUUACAAGUCUGGUCGUCUCUUACCCGAAUAUCGACCUGCCUGUAGCCCUACAUUCUCAACCGAGCUCCAUUCAAACAAUCACCGGAAAGUGAUGGAGAUGCGACGGAAGAAAGAGGUCGACGACGAGGAAGAGAUGGGUCCGCCGCCGGUAACGAGUUUCUAAGCUCUGUUUGGUUUGGGUUGGGUUUAGUUUCAGUGAGUUAGAGAGUACUGUACAUUUUUUUUUUUUUUCUUACGGCUAGGCUAUUCUCUAUCCUAAUCCUAAUCCUAGGGUGGUGGGUAGAGACGAUCGAAUCCAGAACAGGUUAGCUAGGGGGAGAUUAAUUAUGUACUAAUUAAUAUUUAUUAAAAAAAUCGCUUAUUAGUAUUAAAUUUUUCUCCUUUAUUAAUGUUUCAUGAAUUACUGAUGACUUUCUCUGCAAAACAUUUACUAUGGGUAAGUUAUUAGGGUUCAUAUUUUUCUG